CCUCCUCCUCCUCCCUGGACGGAAAUUGCCGAACCUUUCCGAGCGUCUCAUUCAGGCUUCGUGCCGAAGCGUGUCGCCCCUGAGUGCCCUCUGCUGGCCAACGCCUCUUCCUGCGGCGGCGGUCGGCGGCCGUGGGAGGAGGAGUUUGAGUUCACUCGUUGUCUGCUGAAGCCGAGGCACCGGGUGGGCCCGGGGACACCAGACAUGGAGUUGAAAAAAUUGAUAACUGCCACGGAUACCCAAUACUCUGGUUGUCUGCUCCAGGCUUUGAAUGACCAGCGGCUGCAGGGCUUGUACUGCGAUGUCACAGUUAUUGUAGAAGAUCGCAAAUUUAGAGCUCACAAGAACAUUCUUUCUGCAUGCAGUACUUAUUUCCACCAACUCUUCACCGUUGCUGGUCAAGUUGUGGAGCUGAACUUUAUCAGAGCUGAAAUAUUUGCAGAAAUACUUAACUAUAUUUACAGUGCUAAAAUUGUACGCGUUAAAAGCGACAUGUUGGAAGAGUUGAUAAAGUCUGGAAAAUUGUUAGGUGUACCUUUUAUAGCAGAACUUGGAAUCCCUCUGUCACAAGUGAAAAGUAUAUCUGGUGGAGUUAAAGACAGUAAUGCAGAUCAGUCAAAGACUGAUGAAAAAACACAAGAGUCAACAAAAAACACAACUAGUGCAGCAUUGACCAAAGCUCUUGGAGUUUCUGUAUUGCCAAUGCUUGCAGACACAUUUACUGUAUCAACAAAUUCUGAUGUUGAGUCAAAUGAUGAUUCUGAUGAUGAUGUGAUCUUUUGCUCUGAGACUUUUGCACCCCCCAAAAAAGGUGCCCAAGAAAAAAAGGAACCUGUGACACCCCCGAUUUCUGCUCCUAGUGAACAGGCACCCGAUGUAAAGAAACCUAUUCCAGAACCUGUCCAGCAACAGGUUACCCAAGAUAUUAAACCUGUAGUCCAACCUCCCCCAAAACCAGCAGCUCCAGUUCCAAAAGUUAUAACACCUGUUGUUGUUCCUGCUGAUACAAGUGUAAAUCCACCAACUCAAAAUUCACAUUCAACUAGCAAUACUACAACCUCUCCUCUGAAAAUCUCUGGCACAGCUGUUGCACCAGUCCAGUCUCCUUCCAAUGCCCCAUCUUCUUCAGCUAUACCUACACCAGCCGAGAAGCCAGUUACAGCUAAUCAAAACUUACCAAAACUGCAACCAAUUGGUGUUGUUCAUCCCAAAUUAGAGCUGAUCUUGGAUGCUGAUUGUAUUUCAUCUCCUCCUCCUUCUUCCGUCAUAUCUGUAGGCCAGCCAACAAUUACACACAAAAAUAUAUCCUUUGAUGGAGUGCAGAAGAAACAGGUGGUUACCGUCAGCCCUGGAUCUUCAUCAAAGCCUGGAGAAUUCAAAAUUAAAAUUGCAGAUGUUGUUUCUGGGAGCAGUAAAGAUUCUUCCGAACCUCGGAGAAUAAUGGAUGGUAAGAAGAUCAUAACAUUAGACACAGCUUCGGAGAUUGAGGGCCUUUCAACAGGCUGCAAAGUUUAUGCGAAUAUUGGCGAAGAUACAUAUGACAUAGUGAUUCCUAUUAAAGAUGACCCCGAAGAAGGUUUAUCUAAUCUGUGUGAUGAUGGCUCACCAGACAGUAAAAAAAUGAAACUGAAACACGACGAUCAUUAUGAGCUUAUAGUGGAUGGGAGAGUCUAUUAUAUUUGUAUUGUGUGCAAGAGAUCAUAUGUUUGUCUUACUAGUUUGCGAAGACAUUUUAACGUUCACUCGUGGGAAAAAAAAUACCCCUGCCGCUACUGUGAGAGGGUCUUUGCACUUGCGGAAUACCGUACAAAGCAUGAAAUACACCACACAGGCGAGAGAAGAUAUCAAUGCUUGACUUGCGGUGGUUCUUUUAUAAACUACCAGGUCAUGGCCUCACACAUAAGAUCAGUUCAUAGUUUGGACCCUGCUGGAGAUGCAAAGCUUUACCGUUUGAAUCCAUGUAAGUCAUUACAGAUAAGGCAGUAUGCAUACGUAGGUGAUAAUAAAAAUAAUGUACCUGUCAUCAGUGAUGGUGGAAUUGUGUAUAACAUUGACCCAGAUAAGCCACAACCGGAUUCUGAAGAGAACCACUCUAGCAAUGGGCCAAAGCCUGUGAACUGGGAUGAUAUAUUCCUUCAGCAAUCUAACCAGAGCAUGUUUAAACCAACUACGUCUGAUGGCAGCACUGAAUUUGAAUUUGUUAUACCGGAAUCUUAUUAGACCUUACAGAAGUUAGAAUUCACAUUAAUAGGAUUGUACAUGACUUUUAGAUACAUCACAAGUAAUGAUCAGUUUGUGAUUCAACUAUACAGUUGCUAUAGCCUGUAAAGAUGCAUUGUUUUCAGUUUUCAUUGCGUUACAACCUGUAUGCGAGGACAUCUUACUUGAACAUCCAGUGAAGCAGGAAUUGGCAAGAAGCCUUGAAAUAGUUUGGCCAUUUAUUCCUAUAUAUGUAAAAGCAACAAAAACUAUUCGUGUAUUUCAUUACAUUGAUGUCAUGUUGCAUUUUGGCCAUUGAGGCAUUUCCAGUCCGUAUAGAAUUAGACGGUUUAGACAAUUGGUUAUGAAUACUGUACGUAUGUUUGCACUUUAAAGUUCAUCCAGUUGGCAA
Rana temporaria (common frog) is the source of this 2611-nucleotide messenger RNA. It is a transcript of the gene ZBTB33, whose product is annotated as zinc finger and BTB domain containing 33. The record is from RefSeq and is a predicted model, not a curated record. Gene Ontology annotation, molecular function: DNA-binding transcription factor activity, RNA polymerase II-specific; protein binding; RNA polymerase II cis-regulatory region sequence-specific DNA binding. Lineage: Eukaryota; Metazoa; Chordata; Amphibia; Anura; Ranidae. Gene Ontology annotation, biological process: regulation of transcription by RNA polymerase II. Bases 205 to 2220 code for a protein of 671 amino acids. Gene Ontology annotation, cellular component: nucleus. The transcript has 2 exons.